This is a messenger RNA of Panicum virgatum (switchgrass), 881 nucleotides long. RefSeq names its product low molecular mass early light-inducible protein HV90, chloroplastic-like. The record is from RefSeq and is a predicted model, not a curated record. The transcript has a single exon. The coding region runs from base 150 to 674 and encodes 174 amino acids. NCBI's taxonomy places the organism in Eukaryota, Viridiplantae, Streptophyta, Magnoliopsida, Poales, Poaceae.
UCCCAACCAACCGUAUCACAGCACAGCAGCGAGCCAGCAGCAGAAGCAAGCCUGAUAGAGCCAUCGAUCCGUGCGACCGCAGCUACUAGCUUGCCACUUCUCCCGGCGACGACCGGCACCGAGUUCACCGGCCCGUGCGUUCGUUCCCGAUGGCGACCUCGGUGAUGGCCUCCGCCGCGAGCUCCCUCGCCUUCGCCGCCACCGGCGCGCGCGCCGGCCGUGUCCCCGCCCGGCUUCUGGCGGCCGGGCUCGCGCCGCGCCGGCGCUCACCGUUCGUCGCCAGGGCGCAGGCCGAGAAGGACGCUGAGAAAAGCGCGGCCACCACGCCCAAGCUCUGGGACGCGCUGGCGUUCAGCGGCCCCGCGCCGGAGCGGAUCAACGGGCGCCUCGCCAUGGUGGGUUUCGUGUCCGCGCUCGCCGUCGAGGCGGCCCGCGGGGACGGCCUCCUCGCGCAGGCCGGCAACGGCUCCGGGCUCACGUGGUUCGCGUACACCGCCGUCGUGCUAUCCGCGGCGUCGCUGGCGCCUCUGCUCCAGGGGGAGAGCGCCGAGGCCCGGAGCGGUGGCUUCAUGACCGCCGACGCCGAGCUCUGGAACGGCCGCCUCGCCAUGCUCGGGCUCGUCGCGCUCGCUGCCACCGAGUACCUCACCGGCGCUCCCUUCGUCCACGUGUAGAUACGGCGUAAAGUAUAUUGUACGCGUGUAGCUGCGUAGUAGAGGAGCCAGUGUAUACGUAUUUGUGACUUGUGUACGGCCAGGGUGCUUGUAAGCUCGGUUAAGUAUACUGUAGUCUGGAAACAUUAUUAUUGAAGGUUUUCUUUGACACAAAAUUACUGUGUAUGUACAAAAACCUUUCAGCGAAAUGGUCAUGUAAAUUUGAAA